AUGGACACAGAUACUAAUUUGGCCCCCAAAUAUAAUUUCUCUGAAAACUUAUCAUCUCUUAGAUUUUUGAUAGAGUCCAAGAAGAGCCUAUUCACGCCAGAAGUCACAGUAGCAAUACUCGUUGUCCUCACAGUCCCAUUACUACUUCAUCUUUUCAUUUUUCGCUCCGCCAACCGUAAAUCCCUUCCGUCCAUCGUGCUUCUCGGGCCAUGCGAUUCGGGCAAGUCUUCUCUCUUGGCUUUGCUUGAGGGUGCGCAAAACGUGAGGACUUAUACGUCUCAGCUUCCAGCGACCGUUGAACUUUCCCUCCCGGACGAUAGAGUAGCCGGUUCAACCAAGUACCGCUCCAUCAAUGAUCCCACAAAUCUUACCUGUCGAAAAUUCAGCCUCACCGACACACCGGGACACGGUAAGCUGCGAUACUAUGCGCUGGAGAAAAUUAGCGCGCCGCAAGCACUGAGCGGGGUUAUCUUCAUGGUGGACGCAGCUUCGCUGAAAAGUAAUAAUGAGACCUUACGGCACACGGCAGAAUAUCUUCAUGAUUUACUAUUGGCCUUGAAGAAAAGGGCCGAGCAGAUGAACACCGAUGUCACUAUACCAGUGCUAAUAGCCGCGAACAAACUGGACCUCUUCACUGCUCUGCCCGCUCCGCUGGUGAGGAAGACGCUCGAGGAUGAAGUCAGCAAAAUACAGGCCUCGAAAUCAAAAGGCUUACUCAGCUCGGAAAUGGACACGAACGAGGAGGGCAUGGAGGAGAAAGAAGACUGGAUUGUAGAGAAAGGAAGCUCGAAUUUCAAGUUUUCCCAACUGGAAGAAUUCGGUAUUUCACUCGAGGUUCACGGAGGUCACAUUUCUGGUGAUAAGCCCUCUAUAGACCACUGGCUAGUAUGGAUUUCUGAAAGGCUGUAG
Molecule: messenger RNA, 909 nt
Organism: Blumeria graminis f. sp. triticale
Lineage: Eukaryota; Fungi; Ascomycota; Leotiomycetes; Helotiales; Erysiphaceae
Source: the annotation of a GenBank genome assembly